AUACAAGACUAAACAAUUACAGUUCGUUAUAAACAUUGGUCGCAUUCAGUGGACGUAGAAUGGCGCUCCCGAUACGUAGCGGUAGCGACUGGCAGGUGUAUGUAGAGGUUUGUUUGGGUGUUGUACAUCAGAAAUUAGUAGAAACUGACGUUAUGGACUUUUUAAUUCAAAACGAAAUGACCGAGGAUAAUUUGGUGAAAUGGCUUUGGAAUUCCCAGAACCAAUUCGAAUAUUUGAGGAUAAUAGAUGUGAUAGGUGUCCAAUACCAAAAAAUCAGAAGUAUUAUGAAGACUGUAAGGAGUUAUCCAGGGAACUUAUUAGGAUAUUUUCGAGGCCUACAUUUGUAAAUUUAUUAAGGUCUACUUUAGAAUUUACCACAUCUAGCACAUUUCGGAGCAGUGAGACAUUUGAUAUGUUUAGAAGAGGAGUUACCACACCUGGAAGUAGAUAUUGCAGAUGAGGGUAGAAAUAAAGAGGAACCAAAUAGCAAAUAUGCUUUUAUAACAAAUAUUGCCCUUUUUUUGUCAUUCACAUAAGUGCAAAAUUUUAUUUCUUUCCUCCUGGAUUUUCUUGCUUCUUUCAAUGGCAUUUGGUAAGAGGUUAAUUUCUUGUACUCAAGGUUCCUCGAUAUUUAUCAGCUUCCUUCGUAGAUAAAACAUUCCACUCAACUUCUAAAAUUAAAACAUGUUAUAAGCCUUUAAUUUUUUUAAUUAUACCAGUAAAAAAAUUGUUGAAACUUAACCUGCAGGCGUUGCUCUGGUUGGAGUGGUUUCCAUCUGAGAAGUCACUGGGAUCGCGGGUGGUUCCUUCCUAUUUUCCGCAAAGGGCUUUUUUCUUUUUUCUUAUAACAGGAACUGCUGUUGGGGUUAACCUGGUGAUAAUAUUCCUAGUAAAUUCUACCCCAUCCAGUUUUCCCUAUAUUGUCUUUCAUGGCUGUGUAGGUUUUUUUCAGGUUUCUCCAUUUUCUAUCCAAUAUUUCUUCGGUUUAGUGAAAAUACAUUCUGCAAAUAACUUAAAAUUGCAUCUCUAUUUCAUGCGAGUGUAAUUUGCGUUUAAAAAAGAUUACUGUUUGUUUGAAAAUACGAUCUUCGAAAGCUUGAGAAGUUUUCGAGAAAACUUUCCCGUUGGGACCCUGAAAAAAUUUUUGUAAAUACUAAUAAUAAUAUAAAUAAUAACAAAAUAUAUUUAUUAUGAUGGAAUUUCCUACUCACCAUCACUGUCCAAUACACCCUAACCAAAGUCCUCUUUCAAGACCAAAUUCUACCAAUACCGUUCGCUUCUCUACCGCUACCUAGCACAAAAUAAACUCCACGGGACUUUUCCACUUUUCCGCUACGGCUUUGUAAAUUCAAAUGUCCAACACGCUCCCAAUCGCUACCGCUACGUAUCGGCAGCGCUUUGCUACGUCCGCUCAAUGCGAGCAUUGAUUGAGAGUCGUCUUGAUACCAAAGUUGAGUAUUUUGCUGUUUGGUUUUGGUAACGUUUAAUUAAGAGUCGCCUUGAUACCAAAAUGGAGUAUUUUGCUGUUUAAUUUUGGUUACGUUUAAGUCAAGUCAAAUGAUCUGUCCAUCCACCAACCCACGAACGCAAACGGAUGCCGGUAAUAGGCUGUUGACGUUAACUAAUAUGCCCAAGUUCGUCAAUUAAUUCUUAGUUUUCUGAAAUAUAGUUUGAUUUUUGCCCAAUUUUUUUUAAAUAAUUAUUUUGCUGACUUAGGGUUUAAGUAUGCUUCGUAAAUCAAUUUCCAAACAUUACACCAUAUCAACAGUGGACUUACAAGAGAUUGACUCCUUCCAGAAAUUUUCUUCAGAAUGGUGGGAUAAAUAUGGUUUUAUGAAAGGACUACAUGCUAUGAAUAAAUUAAGAAUACCAUUAAUUCGUCAGGGUCUUUUAAAUGCCGGAAAUAUUUGUGAAUCGACUUCAAAAUCACCCACCCCGCUUCAAGGCUUGGAUGUUUUAGAUGUUGGUUGCGGUGGAGGAAUAUUGUCAGAGCCUCUGGCAAAACUUGGUGGGCGAGUUACGGGAAUAGAUGCUGCUAAUGAAGCUAUUGAUAUCGCUAAGAAACACGCGGAACACAAUUCUCUUAGAAUAAAUUAUUUAUGUACAUCUAUAGAUAAUUAUUGCUCAACAAAUGAAGAGAAACAUGAUGUUGUUGUGGCAUCAGAAAUUUUAGAACAUGUAACAGAAAAGGAAAAGUUUAUUAAAGCUUGCCUCAGAUGCCUUAAGCCAUAUGGUUCAAUAUUUAUUACAACAAUAAAUAAAACAUUUUUAUCACAAUUUGUUGCAAUUUACCUGGCAGAAAAUAUUCUACAACUGGUUCCUAAAGGAACCCAUCAUUACAGUAAAUUUUAUGAGCCUCAUAAAUUGCAAAACUUAUUGAGCAAUAAUGGUAUAAGAACUUUACUUGUGCAUGGUAUGUGCUGGAAUAUUUGGACAAACACUUGGCAUUGGUGUUCUGAUACUUCUGUUAAUUAUGUACUACAUGGAGUGAAAACAUUGUAGCAAAAAAAUAGGUAUUCAACUAUUUUUCUUUCAGUUAUGUUGUUUUAAACUAAAAUUAUUACAAAUUAGAUUUUUUUAAAAGUUGGAUAUUAAAUGAAAAAUCUAUUUAACUUCACUGCAUAAGACAUUUAUUCAAAGACUAUCCCAAAAUAAUUUCUAAAUAAACAGAAAUUGCAUAAAUGUUAGUUUUGGAAUUGUUAUAUUACAGUAGUAAAUAAUAAUAAAAAUAAUAGUAAUGUAUCAACAUAAUUUCAACUUUCCUGAC
Messenger RNA from Cylas formicarius (sweet potato weevil), 2767 nucleotides. RefSeq names its product ubiquinone biosynthesis O-methyltransferase, mitochondrial (gene Coq3). Gene Ontology annotation, biological process: ubiquinone biosynthetic process. The transcript has a single exon. The record is from RefSeq and is a predicted model, not a curated record. Lineage: Eukaryota; Metazoa; Arthropoda; Insecta; Coleoptera; Brentidae. Gene Ontology annotation, molecular function: 2-methoxy-6-polyprenyl-1,4-benzoquinol methyltransferase activity. The coding region runs from base 1726 to 2502 and encodes 258 amino acids.